Molecule: messenger RNA, 389 nt
Organism: Dendrobium catenatum
Lineage: Eukaryota; Viridiplantae; Streptophyta; Magnoliopsida; Asparagales; Orchidaceae
Product: putative MYST-like histone acetyltransferase 1
Exons: 2
Coding region: 19-363 (114 amino acids)
Source: RefSeq, a predicted model, not a curated record
GUUCAGUUAUUGCGAUCUAUGGGCUCUAUUGAGAUUGAGGGAAUUAAGGCGGAGAGUGGAGCCGCCGCCACCGGUACCGUUUGCAACGGCAGUGCGAUGGUCACUACGUCGCCGGCGACGGAAAUAGACCUACCGUCGGCGGCUUCUUUAGGAAUCGAUGAGGCGGCGUCGAAAAAGGUCAAGACGGUUGGUUUGCCGUUGGAAGUGGGAACGCGUGUGAUGUGCAGAUGGAGGGACCAAAAUCUCCACCCGGUCAAGGUCAUCGAGCGCCGUAAGCUUUCUUCCGGCGGUACCAAUGACUACGAGUAUUAUGUCCACUACACAGAAUUUAAUAGACGGCUCGAUGAAUGGGUUAAAUCUUGAAACAGCUUGAUCUUUAAGACUGGAGC